AUGACGACCUUUCUUGGACCCCCCAACGAGGAAGCCAACAUGCUUUUACCCGCUGUCAUUGAUAAUAGGGCUCGUCUUGAGCCGGACCGGCUCUUCUGUGUUCUCAUCAAUCUAGACAAGGAGGCUGGGGUCACUACUAGCAGGUGUCAUGCGGCGACUACGCCAACUCAAUCAACAAAUGUGCCUGGUGGAUUGAAGAGACUCUCGAAAAGGGUUCUCUUGAUGUCCGUUAAAAUCUCCGACGAAGCACAGCUCAAACUACUCGAGACUACAGAGUGUAGGGUCCUCCUAGUUGCGACAAACCUUCCUGCCAUUAGUACCUCCUUCAACAGGCUGUCACUCCAAGGUAAUCUACGAAUCAUUCCUUUUGAGGGGGUUGAACAUUGGAUCGGGCAGUCGAAAGUCCCAGAAUAUCCAUUCCUUGCUACUUUGGAAAGUGAACCAAAUCGACCCUUUGCGAUAUUGCAUACGUCUGGAUCAACAGGUAUACCAGAGCCUAUAGUAUACACUUUUGGAGCUCUCACAACCUAUCGCACAUGGCUCGACCCCGAGGCGACCAUAUCUGGAGAACAACGAGUUACAGUUGAUAGAUGGAAGAACAAAGUUCAUUAUGUUCCUUUUCCAACCUCUCAUAUGACCGGCCUACUUAUUGCUACGGCACUCAAUGUCUACUGGAACAUGACUCCGAUCCUGGGAUCAAGUGCUCUCUUCACAACACCGGCAUUGGUUGCUACUAUACAUAAGCUAGAUAUAUGCGACGCGUCUAUUUUGCCUCCGUCCCUCCUCGAAGCAAUGGCAAAAAACCCUGAAUAUCUAGAAGGACUCCGAAAACUAGACCAUGUCAUCUGGUGUGGUUCUGCCUUUAGCUCAUCCAUCAUCUCGAACAAGAUAAGUUCUGUGGUCCCGAUUUACGCAGCCUACGGUACCACCGAAGCUGGCCCUCUUCCUCUGGUCUUGAAAGAUCAGGAAUAUCAUGAAUAUAUGACUUUCAGCCCGCUUGUUGGCGCACAAUGGCCGACUAAAGAUUUGAUGUCCAAACAUCCUACUAAGGAAGGCAUGUGGAAAUACCGUGGCCGUACAGACGACAUCAUCGUAUUACUAAACGGUGUAAAUAUUAAUCCCCUAUUAAUGGAAGGAAUCCUCAUGUCACAUCCCAAAGUCGUAGCAGCUCUUCUCACAGGAACAGGAAAGGUAAAAGCUGCCUGGCUAAUAGAGGUUGUUCAUCCGCCACAGAAUGAAGAAGAGACUACUUCCUUGGUAGAAGAACUCUGGCCUACUGUCGAGAAAGCAAAUGAUGCCACUUAUCGUACGGAAGGCAAGGUUUCCAAAGAUAAUAUCAUCUUCACUUCGAAAGACAAGCCGAUGCUGAGAGCUGGAAAAGGAUCCGUCCAGCGGAAAUUUACACUUGUGGAAUUUCGGCUGGAGCUGGAUGCCCUGUAUGAAUGA
This is a messenger RNA of Botrytis fragariae, 1446 nucleotides long. RefSeq names its product putative nrps-like enzyme protein. NCBI's taxonomy places the organism in Eukaryota, Fungi, Ascomycota, Leotiomycetes, Helotiales, Sclerotiniaceae. Bases 1 to 1446 code for a protein of 481 amino acids. The record is from RefSeq and is a predicted model, not a curated record. The transcript has 6 exons.